Messenger RNA from Aspergillus nidulans FGSC A4, 1464 nucleotides. RefSeq names its product MFS transporter. The coding region runs from base 1 to 1464 and encodes 487 amino acids. Gene Ontology annotation, molecular function: transmembrane transporter activity. NCBI's taxonomy places the organism in Eukaryota, Fungi, Ascomycota, Eurotiomycetes, Eurotiales, Aspergillaceae. Gene Ontology annotation, biological process: transmembrane transport. The transcript has 3 exons. Gene Ontology annotation, cellular component: membrane. The record is from RefSeq and is a predicted model, not a curated record.
AUGGAAGAGAAAGCUGAACCGCGGGAGCACGAUUUGCCCAGGUCAGAGGUUACUGAGAGUUCCCCUAAUACAUCCUCCUCCCGGCCCCAGAGCCCCGAUCUCAAGCAACAUCCGCUUCUCCGCGCGCUCCUCUACACGCCCCCCGCAUGCAGGUAUACACCCAGCGCACCUCCCAACUUCAACCUCUGGCUCAACGGGCUCUUCGCGUUCGCCGGAACCUUCACUGUCGCAAACUUGUACUAUGCGCAGCCGCUUCUCGAUAUGCUUGCGUCCUACUUUGGUGUCAGCCAAGAGCGGGCGUCUCUGAUCCCCACCUGUUCGCAAGCCGGCUACGCAGCGGGUCUGAUUUUCAUCUGCCCGGCGGGUGACAUGGUGCGUCGCAGGCCGUUUGUGCUCCUAUUGACCUUUAUCACCGCGACUAUGUGGAUUGGAUUGUGUGUCACAGAGAGCUAUGGCGUUUUCCUUGCGUUGAAUCUUCUGUGUGGGAUGACCACCGUCACACCACAAAUAAUGCUCCCCCUUGUCGGCGACCUCGCGCCCCCCGCGCGCCGCGCAACCGCCCUCUCAAUUGUCUCCUCAGGGCUUGUUCUGGGUCUUCUCUUCGCGCGGCUUCUAUCCGGUAUCAUCGCCGAGAGCUCCUCCUGGCGCAAUGUCUACUGGCUCUCGCUGGGACUGCAGUACCUGAUCUUCUUCCUGCUCUGGCUGUUCAUGCCAGACUACCCCUCCACAAACACGGAUAUCUCCUACUUCAGGAUACUGGGCUCGAUCGCGGUCCUCUUCACCAAACAUCCAGUCCUCGUACAGGCGACGCUGAUGGGCUUCCUGACGAGUGCAACCUUCACCUCCUUCUGGACGACUCUGACAUUCCUAUUAUCGGGAAAGCCGUAUAAUUACGACACGCUCACGAUCGGCCUCUUCUCGAUCGCAGGCUUGUCACCCAUGAUCUUCAACCCGAUCUACUCGCGCCUUGUGAUAGACAAAUACGUCACCCAGCUCUCCAUCACCAUCAGCCUCCUCACCUCCAUGACCGGCAUCGCAAUCGGCGCGUACACGGGCGCCUUCACAGUUGCCGGUCCGAUCCUGCACGCCGCUUUGCUCGAUUUCGGGAACCAGGCAACGAUGAUCGCAAACAGGGCGGCUAUAUAUGCGGUUGCACCCAAGGCACGCAAUAGAGUCAAUACGGGGUAUAUGGUAGGUGCGUUUGUGGGACAGCUGAUGGGAACGGCUGUUGGGAACCGAGUUUAUGCGGAGCACGGGUGGAUGAUCGCGCAGACAGUAAGCUUGGUUUUUGCUGCUGUAGCGCUAGGAAUUGGAUUGGCGAGAGGACCACGAGAGAAGGCGUGGGUUGGGUGGACUGGGGGUGUGUAUUUUCGGAGAGUGCAUGAGGAUCCGAGUUCGAGUGGAAGUCCUGCGAGUGAUGGAAGUGGUGAGAGUGGUAGGACUGAGGGGCAGGCUCGUUCUUGA